Messenger RNA from Myodes glareolus (Bank vole), 927 nucleotides. RefSeq names its product vomeronasal type-1 receptor 4-like. Gene Ontology annotation, cellular component: membrane. The record is from RefSeq and is a predicted model, not a curated record. Gene Ontology annotation, molecular function: pheromone receptor activity. Gene Ontology annotation, biological process: G protein-coupled receptor signaling pathway. Lineage: Eukaryota; Metazoa; Chordata; Mammalia; Rodentia; Cricetidae.
AUGGCAGUCACAGAUGUGGCUAUUGGAGUGAUCUUCUUAUCACAGACUAUCAUUGGAAUUUUGGGAAAUUCCUAUCUCCUCUGCCACUAUCUGUUGUUUAACUUCAGGGGAUGCAGGCUAAAGACCACAGACCAUAUCCUGAUGCACUUGAUUACAGCAAACACCUUAAGUCUGCUGUGUAAAGGUGUGCCUCAGGCAAUGGCAGCUUUUGGUUUGAAAGACUUCCUCUGGGAUAUUGGGCGUAAACUACUUUUCUAUCUCCACGGGGUGGGGAGGACAGUGUCCAUCAGCACCACCUGCUUUCUGAGUGUCUUUCAGGCCAUUGUUAUCAGCCCUGUGGACUCCACAUGGGCAAAGUGUAAACUGCAAGCAACCAGAUACAUUGGUUCUUCCACAUGUCUGACCUGGAUCCUGUCCCUUCUUUUAAACAUUGCUUUUCCUUUGCACACGACUGGAAAAUUUAUCAAUAUAAACAUCACUAGUCUAAAAGACCUUGAAUACUGUUCUGCUGCCCGUCAUGACAAAGUCAUUGACAUCCUCUAUGCAAUAUUAUUCUCAGUCCCUGAUGUGUUUUUCACAUUGCUGAUGCUUUGGUCCAGUGGCUCCAUGGUUUGCAUCCUCUACAGACACAAGCAGAGAAUGAAGCACAUUCAUAGAAGCAACUACUCCCCGAGGUCCUCCCCUGUGUCCAGAGCCACAAAAACCAUUCUGCUCUUGGUGAGCACGUUUGUCUGCUUUUACACAGUUUCCUGCCUCUUAGAUAUUCAUUUAACUCUGGUUUAUCAUCCCACAUGGUUCAUGCUAAAUGCUGCCUCAAUUGCCUCUGGGUGUUUCCCAACUGUGAGUUCCUUUCUGCUGAUGAGCAACAACUCCUGUGAGCCUUCACUCUGCUUUCAAAGUGCAAGGAAUAGAAAAUACCAAUCAUAA